GGCUACAACAUCUCACCACCAUGGUGAGCCAGCCUGACCUGGUCCUGCCGGUGAGGGAACCAGACAGGAGCUGGGAGUGGGGGGUGCAUAAGAAGAAGGAGAGGGGGAAGGAGAUGGAGAGAGACUCCUGGGCUGAUUGCACUAGCAGGGAUUAUUCUGGCACCCAAAAUACAAGCAGGGAGAAAAGCUUUGGUAAUUCUUCUGCUAGACAAAAACAACCCGAGGUCCAAACUGGAAGUAGAGAUGCGCCACCAGCCAAUCGGAGCGAUCCUGUCACCUCAGAGAAAAAGACAGAAGGUUGUUUCUCAGGCCCGCCUAGCCCGGCCUUCUCCCUUGAUAGCAACAGCCCCUUCGCUAAUGGCCUCCUCCAUUUUGAGUCCUCCUUAUUUGAGGAUGACGACAAUGAUCAAGUGCGAGAGGCGGUGUCGCCCAUGGGAGGCUUGCAGGACAAACAUGGGAGGGCGGGGAAUGUUCUUCAGUCCACUCCUGGAGACUUAAAUUCGGACUCUAAGGAUGCUACCCUGUCGUCAGCCAAGGUCGUCACCCGGUCCCAGUCCUCGGGUCAACGCAGGAGAUACUGGGAUGGCUCAGAGGAUGAGUGGGAGAGCGACACCGAUCUGUUCCUGUUUGUGGAUAGUCCCUCAAGGCAUUCAAUGAACAGCCUGAAGAAAAAGCCUUUGCCGCCUGUGAAGUUUUUAGAGGGUGAGAUUAUUUGGGCAAAGUUCAGCCGAAGACCCUGGUGGCCCUGUGAGGUGAUCAUUGACCCCGUACAGGGAAUCUAUCACAGAGUGAAAGAGCCCAGUGACCGGCCCUGUCGGCUCUACCAUGUCAGGACCUUUGGUGAGCCUGUGGAGCUCCUCUGGGUGGAGGAAAAAUCAACUCACACUUUCCAUGGAGUCUUUGAAUUUGAACAGCUCCCCCUACUGCGCCGGAGGGGGAAGCAAAGGGAGCAGAACUACAAAUACACUAUUGCGAAGCGUUAUCAGGACUCCUGGAAAUCCAGUGUGGCAGAAGCUGAAUCUGUUCUCCCGGAGAGACCCAAAAUGGCUUCCUCUGUUUCUUCGUCCAUAGAUGAGGCCUUCCACGACAGCUCCACACCGGAGAGAGAGAGCAAGGCCCAUCCGACCUUUCCUCCCUCCACUUCACCUGUCUCCACCCUGCCUGAGACAUCACACAUGACCAAUGGAUCCAUUUCAUCCCCAGUUAUUUCAUCCCCAAUAACAACUCCAGCAAAGCCAAGCACUUUAAGGAAAUCUUCUGGCAAGAAGAAACCAAGCAAAUCAUCAAAAGACAUGAAUAGUAAACACUCUAAAAAGACACUGCGCAAUAGUCCUGACCAAUCAGAUAGAGAGAAUGGAGAGUGCCCAUAUUCAGACCUCGAUUCAGUCCCUAAGAUUUUGUGUCCUAAAGCACUUGAACGUCAACCUAAGCUAGUUCCGACUCAGCUGUCUGUUACGGUUGUCAAAGAGGUGAAGAAGCAGCCAGAAAUUCAAAGUGGUCUUUGGUUCAGUAAAUCAGGCAAAGACAGACGACCUAAAACUACCAGUCCGAUGCCAGACCGCACUCUCUUCAGCAAGGCGUCGUGUAAGAAAAAGAACCAGUCAGUUGUCAGUAAAAAGAUGCUGGUUACAAGUGUCUCCUCUAGUGGAGGGACCAGUGACCACUCAGGGUCGUCAGACAAGCAUAAGAUUCUGGUACCUGCUGAAGCAAAUCUGCCUCCUGAACAGUCAGGAAAUAUGAAGUGUAAAAACACCCCGGUCGCCAGUAAGUGUUCUGAUACAACUGGCAGUCUUGCUGACCAGUCAGGACUGUCAGACAAGCAGAAGUCCCCGGUGUCUGUUGAGACCGGUGUGCCCUCUGACAAGUGUGGAUACUCAAAGAGUAGUCAGACACCCACUAAUACAGCAGACACUGUUAUUGGCCCGACGUCUGAUCAGUUUGGUAGCUCAGAUGUUAAAAAGGCCUUAGAUCCCAGCAUGAAAGUUAGUCUCAGUGACCAAUCCAGGUUGUCAGAAAGUGUAAAGAGUGUCAGUCGAACUGAACAUCCUGACAUGAUGGCUAAUAAAAAGGUCCCUGUAAUCGACAGGAUUUCCAAUCAAGCAGAGGAAAAAGAAAGUAACAAAAGUCCAGUGUCCAGUUUAAAUGCUGACAAUACUGACUCAUUAGCAAUUCUAGGAAAGCAGACAAGUCUGGUCUCUAAGUGUAGGCUCCCCUUUGUCAAAUUAAUACGCAAGGACAUGAAAGGUAAGAAGUUCCUGAAGUCCAGUGUAACCAUUAGUCCCACUGACCAAACUGGAUGCACAAAGAAAGAAAAGACACCAGAUAAUAAUGUGACUAAAAUUUCCUCGAAACAAUCAGACUGGGUGGAUGACAAGGCAAGUGUCUCCUUAGAUCAGGCAUUCAAUUCAGAAUCUAUAAAGGUUUCAGUUGUGAAGUUAAAAGCAAGUGGUGGGAAUGGUGUGCUUCAUCUUUCAUCAGAAUCAUCACAAGGGAAAACUGUUGUGGCCUCCAGUGUGGCAGGUGACUCUGGUGAUGGGUCAGGUAGCCCAGAGGUGGAGAGGAUACCAGUUUUAGAUGUAAGACCCAGCAAUGUGACGUCCACGUCCUCUAAUCAGUCAGACCGGUCAGAAAGUAAGAAGACUCCUGCCGCCGAUGUAACAAACACGUCUGCUGAGCAGUUGGCCAGCUCAGCGCAAAGAAAAACUUCUGUCACUAGUACAUCAUAUAACUCAAUUCGGCCUUUUCACCAGCAAGGGAAUUCAGCAACUAGGAAGGCUCCUGUUUCCAAAGGCAUGUCUUCUGUGAAAUCCAAGAAGGUUGUCCACAAAUCAAAGCAGGUUCCAGAUGAAGUGAAUAAAGUCAUACAUGAGCAGCCUGCACACCUUCCAGCCAGCAGUCGGCUGAUGACCAGAGCCCUGAAAGCCAUGCAGGAGGCAGAGCAGAAGAAGAAGGAAAAAGCCCAAAAGGAAGCUGAGCAGAAAGAAACCUUAAAACCGUUCAAAAAAGCAGAGGACCUCGUGCGCCACUCUGCGCGUAACUCCACUUGGAAUCCAGGGACCAAACUAGACUCUUGCACUAAAAGGAAAUCUCUUAAAUCUCAUUACAAUGACAACGGUGAGUGUGAUCAGGACACACUGUCUAGCUGUAGCAGCACCCCUUUGAUGCUCUCUGAUUCAACUGACUUUGAAGCUGAUGUCAAGAGCGAAGAUGAAGACCUCUCUAUAUCCUCAACUCCACCGAUGGACUUCAUACCCCUUACUUCUAAGGUAAAAGCAAAGAAGGAAGAUCAGUCCUCCGACAUAUGCUCCUCAUCCUCACCUUCCUCCCCUUUUUCUUUUAUGAAUGCCUUUAAAAACGUGAAGCAGGUGUCCUUCCAGUCUCUGACAAAUGAGGGCGAUGGUAAGCCCAUCUCUUUCAAAGCAAACACAAACUACAAGUUCAGCACUUUUCUCAUGAUGUUGAAGGACUUGCAUGACACUAGAGAGCGAGAAGGGGCCCCCUUAGAACUGGAGAUCGGGCCACCAAGUGCACAUGUUAAGGAGGAGCCGUUAGUGAUGCCUGGGGAGGCUAAACCCACAAGCCCAGAUCAACCAAUUGGACAUGUCAGUAACAAUUCAAAUUCAAGUCCAGAAAAAAACAAACUCACACAAGACAGCACAAGUCAGAUUUUGAAGAGGCCCUAUAACAGAAGGGGCAGCUGCACAGGAGGGAAAAAGAAAGCCAACCGCAAAGUGCCUUGUCGUCCUGCCAGGUCUGGACCUGGUUUCCCAGGACUGGAGUCCUCACCAGGAAUUGCAUCCUUACCAACAGUGGACUCUUCAUCAGGAGUGGAUAGCUCAUCAAGAGUCCAGUCCUUGUUGGGCAUGCCGGCCAGCAGCUGGGAGAGGCAGGCUAGAGGUGGUGAAGCAGUGGUUCGGGAGGAGGAGGGGGAAGAGAGGUGGAGCAGAGUAAAUGAGAAUCUACAGAACAUGGUGCCUUUGGAGCAGCGGGGGUCCGACACUACGCUGUGUCUGGGACAGCCGAAUGGCCUUGUUGCAGACUGCACUGAGACUAACACAAGCUUGAUGAACAAUGCUGGAGGACGCGACAAGGCUCCAACAGCACAUAAGCGAAUAAGAAAACCAAGCAAGAGGCUGAUUGAAUGGACUGAAGAGUACGACCAGAUUUUCUCCACAAGGAAGAAAACCAAAAAGCCUCUCCAGUCGAUUGGAAAGGCAGCUCAACCCAUUACCUCCAUGUCUGAACCCCCGGGAUCGGACACGAACGCACAUGACCACCCAUCCUUGAACUUGCUUCCUGAAAUACAGACACCACCUCCUGAGGAAAUCGCUGCAACGACGCCCUCUGAACUACAAAUUCCGAGCACUGAAAACACAGCUCCCCAAGAUGCACCCGUGCUUUCCAUCGACACACUGACCCCUCCUCCCGAAGCUGAACCCUUGCUGUCAGAAGGCCUCGUGAAAGACAGCGGAAACGCUCCUCUGCUGGAGAAGAAGCGGAAGAGGAAACCCACUCAGAAGAUCCUGGAGUACUGUCUGGAGGCGGAGGCUGCUACAGGCCCCAAGAAGAAGGUCAAAACACUGAAGAACAAUUCAAAUCCUGCCCCUCAGCCAGAUCCAGGGCCACCGUCUUUAAAAUCAAAGAGUAAGCAUCCUACAGCAUCCACCUCCACACUGACGACCCCAGAGGUUCCCACCCGCACACCCACGCCCUCCAUUCAGACCAGUCUCGCUCCCAGCACUCCGGCACCGACCACUCCUGCGCCAGCUCCACCCGAACCCAGCCGGGUGGAGGCAGCGUCACCGGACGUCGAGGCUCCUCAGCCAGAGGACAGUAAGGCUCAGGAGGUCAAAAAGGACACCGCAGAGUCAGAGGGUGACCCGUCCAGCUUGGCUCACAGCUUCUCCUCCAUGAAGGACGAUUUGUCGCUGUGCGACGACCCACUUUUACCCUCGAGGAAGAUCAUAGGGGACCGAGGAGGCCCUGCCUCCAUGAAGGAGAACAUAUGUCAGGUGUGUGAAAAGACGGGAGAGCUGCUGCUCUGUGAGGGUCAGUGCUGUGGAGCCUUCCACCUGCCCUGCAUCUCUCUGGCUGAGGCGCCAAAAGGGAAGUUCGUCUGUCCUGAAUGCAAAUCAGGCAUCCACACCUGCUUUGUAUGUAAAAAGCGCAGUGAGGAUGUGCGGCGCUGCAUGAUCCCCGUGUGUGGGAAGUUUUACCACGGGGAGUGUAUCGCCAGCUUCGCCCCGACUGCGCCUGUGAACCGAGGCUUCCGCUGCUCCAUCCACGUCUGCCUCACCUGCUUCAUCACCAAUCCCAACAGCGUGUCCAUCUCUAAAGGUCGUCUGGUACGGUGCGUGCGCUGCCCUGUGGCCUAUCAUGCUACAGACCUCUGCAUGGCAGCGGGCAGUGUUGUCCUCUCCAACAACAGCAUCAUCUGUCCCAACCACUUCACCCCCCGCCGCGGCGUCAAGAACCACGAACACGUCAACGUCAGUUGGUGCUUCGUCUGCACAGAGGGGGGAAGUCUGCUGUGCUGCGAGUCCUGUCCUGCUGCCUUCCACCGGGAGUGUCUGAACAUUGAGAUGCCUAAAGGCAGCUGGUACUGCAACGACUGCAAAGCUGGGAAGAAACCUCGCUACAAGGACAUCCUCUGGGUCAAAGUUGGGCGGUACAGGUGGUGGCCAGCGGAGGUCAGCCAUCCCAAAACCAUCCCAGAGAACAUCCAGCGGAUGAGGCACGAUGUCGGCGAGUUCCCUGUUCACUUCUUUGGCUCCAACGACUACCUGUGGACCUACCAGGCCAGAGUCUUCCCUUAUAUGGACGUGGACGCCAACAGCAAAGAAAAGAUGGGGAAAGGUGUCGAUGCCACCUACAAGAAAGCUCUGGAGGAGGCAGCUGUGCGAUUUCGAGAGCUGCAGGCAGAGAAGGAGCUUCGGCAGCUUCAAGAGGACAGGAAGAACGACAGGAAGCCCCCUCCGUACAAACAUAUUAAGGUGAAUCGUCCAAUAGGAAAGGUUCAGAUCUUUACGGCCGACCUAUCGGAGAUCCCGCGCUGUAACUGUAAGGCGACGGACGAGAGCCCGUGCGGGAUGGACUCAGAGUGCAUCAACCGCAUGCUGCUGUACGAAUGCCACCCACAGGUUUGCCCGGCGGGUGAACGCUGCCUCAACCAGGCGUUCACCAAGCGUCAAUACAGCCAGGUGGAGAUCUUCAGGACUCUGUCCCGAGGCUGGGGGCUCCGCUGCGUCCAUGACAUCAAGAAGGGUCAGUUUGUGAGCGAGUACGUCGGAGAGGUGAUCGACGAGGAGGAGUGCAGGUCCAGGAUCAGACACGCACAGGAGAACGACAUCUGUAACUUCUACAUGUUAACUCUGGACAAGGACCGGAUCAUCGAUGCUGGGCCGAAGGGGAACGAGGCUCGCUUCAUGAACCACAGCUGUCAGCCGAACUGUGAGACCCAGAAGUGGACGGUGAGCGGAGACACCCGGGUGGGACUGUUUGCUCUCGUCGACGUUGCUGCAGGCACAGAGCUUACCUUCAACUACAACCUGGAGUGUUUAGGGAACGGGAAGACAGUCUGUAAAUGUGGAGCACCCAACUGCAGCGGCUUCCUGGGCGUCAGGCCAAAGAACAACCCUCCAUCCGAAGACAAGGGUCGGAAGAUGAAGAGGAGAGGCCACGGCAAGAAGAAGAACAAGGUGGUGGUGACCAAAGAAAGAGAGGAUGAGUGUUUCAGCUGCGGAGACGGAGGACAGAUGGUUUCCUGUAAGAGACCUGGAUGUCCAAAGGUUUACCACGCCGACUGCCUCAACCUCACCAAGAGGCCUGCAGGUCGAUGGGAAUGUCCGUGGCACCAGUGCGACAUAUGCGGUAAAGAUGCGGCGUCCUUCUGUGAGAUGUGUCCCAGUUCUUACUGCUGCCAGCACCGUGACGGACUGCUCUUCAUCUCCAAGCUGGACGGUAAGCUGUCGUGCAGUGAACACGACCCCUGUGGCCCUGAACCGCUGGAACCGGGGGAGAUCCGAGAGUACACCCCUGAACCCAGAGCCCUGACCUCUGGGCUGGGCAUGGCCGUCAUCCCCGCCGCCGCCGCUUCUAACGCUCUGAACCCGACUGCCAGGAAGGCCAAGGACAGCAGUGCCGGCGCUGACGUGUGUGCUUCUGAGUCAUUUCCUGCUUUUUCCAUCCCGGUGCCCAUCACCAUUCCUGUCGCUGCUCCUGCCGCCUCGCCUCCCCCCAGCAGCUCCGAUGCUCCCAGCAGCCCGCAGGCGUUCGACCUCCCGCACUACUCGCCCAUCUCUUCAUAUGAGGAGGAGAGGGACGUCUUAGAAGAGGAAGAGGAGGAGGAGGAGGAUGAGGAGGAGGAGGAAAUUCUGACAGAAGUGGAGGAGGAGUUAGUGGAAGAGAGUGAGAAAGAAGAGAAAUCAGAUCCUCAUGAAGAGGAUGGAGAGGCGGUGAUGGAGGAGGCCAGGCUGGAAUACUUGGAGAUCAAAGAGGAUGAAGAGGAGGAGGAGGAGGAGGAGGAGGACGAUGCCGAUGACGACGACAACGACGACGAUGAAGACGACGAAGACGAUGAAGACGAUGACGACGACGAUGACGAGGAGGAGGAGGAAGAAGAGGAGGAAGAGGAGUAACAUACAGAUGAUUAUUAUUUAUACUGGCACAGUACAUGGAGGAAGAACAAGCAGUCAGACAACAAGACAUCACAGUCGCUGCAGUGGGGAAACACUUGGCGAUCAACCAAUCGCAUUACACAAGUAGACCAGUCUGUCACUGUUUUUAUCCAGUGUGCAGGUGCACGUACGGAGGAAUUUUUAGGACAACACUAAAAUCAGUUCAUAAAUAAAUUGUGAUGUCAUUAAAUAAACAGAAUAAAUACUGUGUAGACUCACAGCAGUUGCACAAAUUAUUUAAAGAUUUAUUGAUUUAGUUUUGUCCUAUUAAUGGCUCCAUGUUCCCUGACCUUGGUACACACUUGCUGUCGAGGCAGUUCAUGUCACAGUGACUUUGCACAAACUGGCUGCACCUUCAUAUGGGAGAUCUGACAGAGAAAAAUUAAUCUGGAACUGCGACAUAAAACUUGGCGUUUGUAAACAUAUUUCACUCCGAUGUACUUGUUUUCUCACAUUUCGACCAAUUUCACCUGACGAUUUGUUUUGGUAUUUCUUUGAGUAGUAGUUCAGGUGUCAUAUAUGUCAGCGAGUUGACCUGCAAAAGCUUAAAUGUAGUUGGAGACAAUUAUUGUAUCUGGUGUGUUGGUGUUUAAUGCAAGAAAAGACUACACUAGCUUCCUGUCAGGGUGGGGACUAAACUCUGCAGCCCAUGAAUCCUGGGACAGGAGGAUUACCAACAGUCACAGACUUCUAACCCGGUUACAUUGGAAUUACACUGGCCUCAUUUACAUGGCUGCAGUUGGAUGGUGGCUGUGGUGACAAAAGUAUCAGAAAAAAAAAACAUGAAUUUGUCUGUAAAUAAACCAGUUUCAGUCAGGUUGUGCUUUCAGUCAUGAACACUGUUCCAAAUGAAACAUAACCAGCCUCUGCUGAACUGAAACUUGUCCGUGUGGUCAGUGGACUUAGUUCAGUGAUUGUGUUAUUUUACUGGACGCACACUCCUGUCUAUAUCACCUGCCACAACCACUUGAAUCCACUUCCCUCCAGGAUGGACGACCUGAUGCGCAGGAGUCGUCGCUUCCAUCAACACCGCUCUCCCCUUCGUUUCCAGUUCUUCUUCACGCCUCAGAUCAUUAGGUGGUGGUUCAAGAUGGGACCAUCUAUAAAAAUGUGAAAGUGCCAGAUGAUAGUGAUGGUGAUAGUUUUGGAUUGAAGCUGCUAGUAGCAAGUAUGAGGAAGAAAUAUUCUCUUGACCAUUUCAUGCCAAAAAAAAGGAUCCUAAACUGACAUGGAGUCAGUGUUUGACCAGGCUUCAUGUCAGGGUGGGAAAGAUAUAGAGAAAGUAUUUAUGCCAUCAUGGAACACUAAAACUGUCUAAGAUAAAGAAGCUAGUAGGUUAUUUAGCAGCUCCAUAAGUCAGGCUGAGGCAGGUUGGACUGCACAGACUGAUGCUCCGGAAGCUGGUAGAGUAAAACGAAAACUCAGUCUUGCCCUUGUGGUUGCUGGUGGUCGUGAUGCAGAGAUAGCACUAAGUUCGCUCGAGUGUGUAUGCUGUUUAUAUAUUAUUCUGUGACGCACAAAUGACAACGGGCGUGAGUGGGGGUGUUAGCUCUCCCUCUCCUCGUUCUUGACUCUCCACCGAGGGGAAACAAAAGUCGUCGAUUGGAUAACGAAAACGACGGACUUCUGCCACGAUGCUUGCACUUCAGUAUGUGUUCUUGCCACAUGCGUUUCGCUCUGUCUUCAAGCUUAUAAUAUUGUCUGUGUGUUAUCUGCCAAUGCCUUAGAGUGUAUUUCUUUGGAGAUAUUUUUAAGGAAUGGUUUGGCGCCCGUGAGAGCCAAGUUUCCCUGAUAAUGCCUUUUUACAGUUGCCCAACAAGCAAUGUUUCAUUCCAGUGUAAUUAUGACCUGUUUGAUCUCAACCAUUGACCAGUAAACUGCUAUAUAAAUAUAUAAGAAGAUGAAGUUAUAAAAUAA
Seriola aureovittata is the source of this 9593-nucleotide messenger RNA. RefSeq names its product nuclear receptor binding SET domain protein 1b (gene nsd1b). The transcript has 23 exons. Bases 21 to 7637 code for a protein of 2538 amino acids. Gene Ontology annotation, cellular component: chromatin; nucleus. Gene Ontology annotation, molecular function: histone H3K36 methyltransferase activity; protein binding. The record is from RefSeq and is a predicted model, not a curated record. Gene Ontology annotation, biological process: regulation of DNA-templated transcription. Lineage: Eukaryota; Metazoa; Chordata; Actinopteri; Carangiformes; Carangidae.